GGAUACUACACUAGAAUACACGAAGAAGAACCAUAUCCGGAAGCAAGACCGGAAGUGUGUACGGGUUUGGCUCUCCAGCGGGAAAAAAGGUGACGUUUCAUGAAGAAUGGCGUCCAACAUUUCACCUGUUCUCUUCAUGACUGUGGAGGGUGAACCCAUGAAUUUCUAUGUGCGACCAGGACCAGUCAAAAGGGAACUCCAGCCUCUCAUCAAAGCUGGGGGAGGAAUGACGUGCAAUGUCCAGAAGCCGGGAUGCAUUUUGCUGAUAGACUCUGAGGAAAAAGGCACCUUUAGUGAGAAUACGGCUCACUGGUACGUGUCCGUCCAGUACAUCCACGAUUGUGUGAAGAAAGCCGAGCAGCUGAACAUCGAGGACUACAGACUAAAUCCUGAAAAUGUCCUGCAACGCUCUGCUUCAAGAUCCAAUCAGGUCAGGAGGUCUCCUGCAACUACUGUAGGCAGGCAGGCGUACACCCCCGACGACGACGCUGCCAUUCUGAGCUACAUCAGCCAGCGAAAGUCAGAAAUUAAAGGGAACCGCCUUUGGCAGCAGAUGGAAAAGGAGCACGUGACCAGUCACCCUUGGCAGUCAAUGAAGGCCCAUUAUCGAAGUCACCUGGUUCAGAAGCAAUCAGAAACUGAAGGGGUGGAAACACCUGGAGAAGACACCAAGGAAGAUGACAAAGCCGAAGUGACUGAACAUCCUCCUUGUGAAGUAGAUGAUGAACCCCCUCUUCCUCAAACACAGACUGAGCCAGAACACCUUAUGCAGACUCUCUCAAGUGAGGAUCUCACACAGAUUGAGGACAUACUCAUUGAAAAUGGACCACAAGAUGCCGAAGAAGCUCUCCAGAAAGAGGAGAUCUUGAACCCACUAGCAGACCAAAACAAGGAAGCGGCCACUGCAGAACACAAAACAGGCGACACCUUGCAGACCGAGGAGAUCAUUGUGCCUGAAACAGACCAGCCACAAGCACUGCCGCAAACUGGAAAAGCUCCGGAAGACAGAGAACCAGGCCAGUUAGAGCCUCAAAGCUACCCCCGCUUUCCAGCCAAUCCGACAGGCACAGAUGAAGAAGACGAACAGGUGGUCCAGCCUGUGCGCAAAUCACGUUGCAGAAGGUUGGAGCUGGAGGAUGAACCGUACAGCAAAAAGCUCCGAUCAGCAUCAUCAGCAUCAUCAGCUGCAGUCAGGCCACAGCCAUCCUCCCCUCAGACGCCCCGGAGGAUCAGGUCUGCCACAUCCACUCCAACGAAAGACACAGUGGAGGAGCCUCCUUCUAAGAGAGCAAAAGGAGAGCGUGCAGAAGCAGAAUCAGCAGGACUAGAGAGUCAAGAAGAAGAGGAAGAACGGCUCGCUACCGCAGGACCAUCACAUGUCUCCAAUGAGUGUGAAUCAGAGCCAGGGAGGACAAAAGUGAAGACGCUGGGGACUCUUGCAAUGGCGGCAAGGGAGUUUGAGUCCAGUGACAUCGAGUCUGAUGAGGAGCUUUUCCACACGCCCAGUGAAACUUCUUCUUUACCGACCGUCAGCUCUGUGAGCACAGCUGUAGACGGGUUUCCGGCCCAGCCCGACCCAGAUCCUUCUGAGCAAGGACCCAGCACUCAGGGGAACACUCGAGAAGCCCAGCCUGCUUUGGAGCUGAGCCGAGUCGAGGCCGCCAAAGAUCACCCCUUUAACUUUGAAGAUGAGUCUCAGGAAGAGUACGAGGCUCAGCACGACCUGAUCGAGGAAGAGGCGCUGUCCUUCAGUCAGGCCCAGUUAGAGGAGGACAAGCAGCGUAUCGGAGAGCUGAUGAAGCAUACAAACCAGGACUUGGUGUCUGUCACCAAAGCUUUGCUGAAGACCAGCGGCGACUUCUCUGCGGCCUCCCGUCUGCUUUUGGACCCCUCAUCCGUCUCCGGACCGUUUUGGGAUCGCUGUGACGACCGCCUCCUGCUCUCAGCAGACCCCACCGCCCGUCGGAAGCUGCAGAAAAAGCACGGCGAGGCCAGCUUGGCCAAACGGGUGGUGUUUCUCGAGUUAGAGCGUUGAAAAUGUGUGGACGUGCCGCCCGUUUGUUCCUUUAUAGGUAGGUGCUUUUUAAGCUGUUGUUGCUCCUUUGUAGGUAGGUGCUUUUUAAGCCGCUGUUGCUCCUUUAUAGGUAGGUGCUUUUAUCACUGAAUGUGUUUUAACGUUAACUAGUUAAUAAUUUCAAACUGUUGAGCAAUGUGAAUGCUGAGAGAUGCCAAAUAAAAAGACAAAAGGACUAAAAAACUGGUUGAUGCAUCACAUGUCCUAGCAAUCCCUAGCCACUGUAAAUACUGUGUACCUUCUUGGGGUUGUCUGCUUUUUUUUGUCCAUGAUUUUAAAAGUCCAUCAUUAUGGAAUUGAUGUAUCUUUGAGGGAGGGGAAAAAAAUGUAGCAGCCUUUUUAACGCUCUCAGUAUUCACACAAUAAGAUUGAGAGAAGGGAUGUUUUUAAUCCACUGUUUAAUAUCUCAGGUUACCCUGACAUUGAGUACAUUCAUUAUUUUUGCCCCAGACCCACAUGAAUACAUUGCAUGAAUACGUCAACACAUUUGACAAACAAAUAAGCCAAAAUAAAAGCAGAAAAUGAAAAAAAUGGAUGGAACCUGUUUUGCCAAAAGAACAAAGCUGAGCCCACACAAGGUCAUUAAUGUUUUUUUACCCCCCUCAUCAUAGAGGUAUUUAAGAACAAGCAACGUGUGCAGCGACACUGCACCGCAACAAUCGUCAGUUGCUGCACUCAUUUUAAAAAUUUUAGUAUAAAAAACAGUUUUUUAGUAAGAAACAUUCACACAUCCUUACAGAGGUUGCAGAAGCUGUUUAGUCAGUACAUAUAGUAUAUAUCCCUGCAUUUCAAUAUUUAAAAUAGCACAGCUUUUAUGUGGAAAAAAAUGAACAAUUUUUAUUUAAAAAAAUGUACCAAGCAGGCUGGUUUUAAUUUAACAUCAAAAUAAAAUGUAUAACAUGUACUUGUACAUGCAUACGUUGACAUAUACAAUAUGUAUAUGAUGUAUAGGUACUGUGAGCGGUAUUCACUCUCGUCUGACAUAACCCACAGUAAUUAGUCAUGGCAAGAUAAAAAACAAAACAAAUCUAUGAUUAAUAUCAACACUGGUUUCACUUUAAAAAAAAAGGCUUUCUUGCUCAUAUAAACAUGCUGAAAUGAACAUUCUACUUAACAGAAAGCACUGACAAACAAAACAGUGACGUCUCUAUUAACAAAAAGGCCUCUGGGGUAUGCGAUCACAUGUUUGCAGCCCUAAAUGAACAAAUGAAGCCAGGGAAAUAGAAUGAUAUGCAUUAAAAAAAAGCCUGCAUAACACAAAGACAGUUUGGAUGGAAGACCUCAAAAUAUGUCCUUUGGUUUUUUUUCUUUGUUUGGCUUUGAUCGUAUUCUGGAUUUGUUUAAUGUAUAAUGUUUUCUUCAUUUAUCAGUGUGCUGCACAAAGCGUGCGAGGCAAAUGAUGCACAGCCUGUUUCUGCUUCUGGAAUAAGGCAAAUUCUCAAGAAUGGGGGGGAAAAAGCUAAUUAUACAUGCUGUAGAAAAAACACCUGCUUUGGUUAAAAGGCUAACUAUUGGUUUAAGGAGAAAACAACAAAGAAGACAAGCUAGUCGAUAUGCACAAGGCCGGCUACUUUGCAUAGAACUUCAGUAGUGCACUGACUCAUUAAAAAAAAAACGGUUGUCUGCUCUUUUCCUCUUUGCUCCUUCAGCAUGGAUGGAGCGUUUCCUUGGAAACCAACCUGGCAACAUUUGUCUUGACCCUUCAACGUCCAAAAAUCCCCUCUUUACUGUAUACACCAACCAAUAUCUGCAUAUCUCUGUGGGUCACUACACCAUUUGGCCCCAAUGCAAGUGGACCCCAACAGCGAAAUAUUUGGAUCCUCCCCAAAAGGUAAUGCAAAGCUCCCUCUGACCAGGGGUGUCCAAAGUGCAAGCAUUUGUGUAAAUACAAUUACUAAAAAAACAAACCAACAGCAAAAAUAGGGGGAAAAAAAGCAAGGAUUCAUAAUCCAUCCAUCCAUCUUCUCCCGCUCAUCUGAGAUUGGCUUGCAGGGGUAGCAGCCUAAGCAGGGAGGCCCAAACUUCUCUCUCCCCGGCCACUUUGUCAAGCUCCUCCCGGUGGAUCCCGAUGCGUUCCCAGGCCAGUUGGGAGACAUAGUCUCUCCAACGUGUCCUGGGUCUUCACCGAGGCCUUCUACCGGUCGGACUUGCCCUGAACACCUCCCCAGGGAGGCGUCCCGGAGGCAUCCUGAACAGACACCCAAGCCACCUCAUCUGGCUCCUCUCAAUGCGGGGGACUAAUGGUUCUACUCCGAGUCUCUCCCGGAUGACGGUGCUUCUCACCUUAUCUCUAAGGGAGAGCCCAGUCACCCUACGGAGAAAACUCAUUUCGGCCGCUUGUACCCGCGAUCUUGUCCUUUCGGUCACUACCCAAAGCUUCUGACCAUAGAUGAGGGUAAGAAUGUAGAUCGACCGGUAAAUUGAGAGCUUUGCCUUUCGGCUCGGCUCUCUCUUCACCACAACGGACCGAUGUAGAGUCCGCAUCAAGAUGCAUAAUACAAGAUGUUGAAAUGUUGAUGCUAAUAACAAAAACAGCCUGCAUGUCAGGCUGUUUUUUUUUCCUUAAACGACUAUCUGAUUGGUUUUAACCAAUUUGACUAAAAUAUAAUAUUUUUUGUAUCUUUUGAUUUUGCAGUAUGCGGCCCUCUGUAGAAAAUGUUUGUACACCCCUUCUCUACACAGAUGCCGAUUUUACACAAGUGUCCUGCCAAAUGGCCACGUCAAAGUCCUAACAAUAGGUUCGGGACUUAUCCACCAGCAAUUUCCUUAACCGUGUGGUUUCACACAGCGACACCUGCAAUCAGAUAAUGAGAUUACAUCAGUGCCAGCUGCCGUUGUUAUCCAACACAACGGGGCAGGAGAAGUGUGAAGCCUCAUACCCCUGACUUGGCUUCACGGCAAUCCUGCCUCUGUUACAGCUCAGAUACGACACUUCUCAAUAAAGGAGGAAUAUUUGCAAGCCCUCCAUUUCUUGUUCAUGCCGUUUAUACAGAACAGCGAGUAGAGUACAUCGUUUUCACGUCAAAUGUGACGUAUACUGUAGCUCUUGGAAUACCCAGCGAGGAAGACGAGAGGAAAAGAGCACCCCUUUCUUUUUAAUGAACCCCCAUCACAACCACCAACGCUGUCUAAAAAGCACCAAUUUUGUGAGCCCGCCCCAGUGAGCAAAGACCACCAUAAUUUUCAAGCAAAGCAGUCAUCAACUAACGGGGACUUCGGCGUCUGCGUCCUUGUCCGAAAUCUCGUCCUGGAUCUCAUCGGUGUUCCCUGAGUCGCUGCUGGCCACCGAGCUGAACGACGGCGAACUCCUGCCUCCUUUAAUCAUGCGCCGGCACGUCUCCAUCUGCACAUCCAGGCCUCUCUUCAUGCUGCACAUCUCCAUGUACUCAUGCAGGUGUCUGUUCAUGUCACUCUUGGCCGUGGCCAGCUCCAUCUGCCAGAAAGAAAAUACAUUAGUCAAGGAUAGGGGAGCCAUUUAAAUCGUUUCAGUCAUUAUAAUCAUCCAUCCAUCCAUUUUCUAUGCCACUUAUCCUAAUUAGGGUCAUAGUUUCUGACUUCGGGCGAGAGGUGGGGUACACCCUGGACUGGUCGCCAGCCAAUCGCAGGGCACAUAUAGACAAACAAUCAUUCACAGUCACAUUCAUACCUAUGAACAAUUUAGAGUCUCCAAUUAACCUAACAUGCAUGUUUUUGGAAUGUGGGAGGAAACCGGAGUACCCGGAGAAAACCCACACACGCACGGGGAGAACAUGCAAACUCCACACAGAGAUGCCCAGCGGAGAUUCGAAUGCAGAUCUUACCGAUCUCCAGAUUGUGUGGCCUGUGUGACUGUGUACUAACCACUCAUCCACCGUGCGGCCUCAUCAUACUCAUCAUAAUCAUUUGUCAGUUAAUUGCUAAAAUAUUUUGUAUUUUGAAUGGUGGCCUUGGCAUUCACAUUAGCUAGGCAAUUGAUUUGUGGAUUAUAGAAUUUUAAUAGCAGUUGUACAUGUUUUACAGUGGCGCCUUCAUGCGUCAAAUGCCAAUUAGAUCAAAGCACAUGUGUAGUUUGUUCAGGGGGGUUACUUUUCUCUGUCUCAGAUGAUUUAUCCCAAUUUUUUGUUUAUAUGUUUUUUUAGCUUCAUGUUUGCAUCAGCUUGGCAGUUGAUAUGUUGAAGAUUUUUAAUAAUAAUAAUUACAAUACAUUACAUACAGGAAAGAUUUUAUCCAAAUCUCAUUUGUUGGAUAUUUUUAGGCCUUGCAUCCAUAAUAGCAAGUUGAUUGAUUUUUUUUUUAGGCCUUUUGUGUUUAGUAAUAGCAAUACCGCAAAUUCCGGUGUGUAAGCCGCUACUUUGUUCUUAAAGUUUGAACUCUACGGCUUAUUAUAACUAUUAGGUUUGAAAACACCCCGUGUUCUAACGUUGAUGAUCUGUUGAACUCUUAUACACAUACAAGUGUUGUAAAUGUUUUGGAUACCAUUGCUCCUGUCAGGGUUAGAAUGGUUAAAAGUAAGCAAAAGGCGCCAUUGAGAAAAGAAGAGUCUGUCACGGCACAGAAAAGGGAGUGGCGGACGGAAAUGGAGCAGGUCAAAGCUCCAGGUUCAUUAUGAGGUUUAAAAAGAAAAACUACGUGUUUUCAACCAAGCCUUGCGUAGAACAAUGGAGAGUUAUUUUUUGAAAUCAUCACCAACUGUAGUAACAACUCUCGUGUACUGUUUGCUCCAGUUAACAGAUUAACAAACCCUCCAGUUUCACUGCCCGUACAACUCAUUUCUACAUCUAAGUGCAAUGAGUUUGCAACAUUCUUUCAUGACAAAGUUCAAGGCAUACAAAAUUAAAUCAUUUCCACAACACAAAUAACUACGUACAGUAUUCUGCAGCCAGCUGUUUGCUCAGACGAAAUGCAUUAUAGGAAAAUGUUUUUUUUUUCAUUUUAAACUCACACUGGUACAUGUUUGUAUAUUUCCGAGGUACACCUUUUGAGUGGUAAGUUGCAGUGUGAUUAGUUUGGUGUUCUUCAUUAAAUGACACCAUGAGUCAGAUUGUUGUACAGUUAUAUAUACUGACCUUCUGUAGUUUCCAAUGGGUUGACAGGCUUGUUGUGAGAGUGAUUUGCCAUUUUAUGACGUGGACAUGUGCGUCUUAUAUAUGUACAAAUCUCGGUUUUCCUCUAAAUGUAGUGCACCGGAAUUAAAGGUAUUUGUGGAAUCAAUAUCUGAAGAAUUUUAAUAAUACUAAUAAAAACAAAUUAAAAUAAUGAUGCAAUUUAUUUAUACAAUGCUUCCCAAAUAGUCAAAUGACCUUCCAGUCUUAUUUACUAGGCAAUUACUCAAUGACUAUAUAAAUUGAUAAGGUAUUUUUUUAAUAUAUAUACAGUGGACCCCCGGUUAACGUAAAAAAUUUACGCCAUUAUUUUGCCUCGGUUUGAGUACAUUUUCCAGUUAGUGUACAAUAUGCCGUGUGUCUUAUGUUAUUAAUAAACUGCAUGAAUCCAACUGUUCGUAAUGUACUUUUAUCACAAAACGCCGUUGUUAGCAUCCUAUUAGCUUGCCACUACAUGGAAACAGGAACACACAGCUGUGUCGCCCGUCCAUGAUGCCAUCAGUGGUUGACUCUCAAAAAUGUUAACACUGAACACGUUUUUAUAGUUUUACAAUUACAGUUU
This is a messenger RNA of Dunckerocampus dactyliophorus (ringed pipefish), 7717 nucleotides long. RefSeq names its product telomeric repeat binding factor 2, interacting protein (gene terf2ip). Gene Ontology annotation, molecular function: telomeric repeat DNA binding. The transcript has 9 exons. Gene Ontology annotation, biological process: telomere maintenance via telomere lengthening; regulation of DNA-templated transcription. The record is from RefSeq and is a predicted model, not a curated record. Lineage: Eukaryota; Metazoa; Chordata; Actinopteri; Syngnathiformes; Syngnathidae. Gene Ontology annotation, cellular component: shelterin complex. Bases 107 to 2035 code for a protein of 642 amino acids.